This is a messenger RNA of Fusarium musae, 2892 nucleotides long. RefSeq lists its product as uncharacterized. Gene Ontology annotation, molecular function: 2 iron, 2 sulfur cluster binding; oxidoreductase activity; FAD binding. The transcript is spliced from 4 exons. The record is from RefSeq and is a predicted model, not a curated record. Bases 1 to 2892 code for a protein of 963 amino acids. NCBI's taxonomy places the organism in Eukaryota, Fungi, Ascomycota, Sordariomycetes, Hypocreales, Nectriaceae.
AUGAAGGCUUCACAAGACGCUCUCCCAUCACCGCCCCUGUCCGACACCGAUGAAACGGCCCCCAAAACGCCAGUUGAAUGUCUCGCAGCCUUGAUAAAAACAACCUACAGAACCUCCGACAUAAGAUUCUACAUCAAUGGCCGGCCAGUGACCGUCAAGAACCCCAAUCCGGAUUGGGUUCUCCUCGAUUGGAUCCGAGCUCAAGAUUCCUUAAAAGGAACGAAAUUAGGAUGCGGAGAAGGAGGCUGUGGAGCGUGCACUGUUGUUCUCCAGACACUUGAAAAUGGCCGUGUUAGGCAUCUUGCUGUGAAUGCUUGUUUGUACCCGCUUGUUGGCGUUGAUGGCAAGAGUCUCAUCACUGUUGAGGGGUUGGGCACGGUGAAGAGGCCGCAUCCGCUGCAGGAGAGGAUUGCCAAGAUGCAAAACUCAUACCGAGAUGGCAAAUUUCACUUGACCAACUCUGAAGUCGAGCUACAGGGCCAUCUCGACGGAAAUCUCUGUCGCUGUACUGGCUACAAACCCAUCUUCGAAGCAGCACGAACCUUUAUCACAGAAGACCUCAACGGAACGAUAGCCGAGAUCAACGGCAAGGAGAUAACGCCCGAAAAACCCACAGAAGACGACUAUGCAACUGUUGCGCGCGAAGCCAACAAGACUGGCUCAUGCGGGCGUCCUGGGGGCUGCUGUCGUGAUAAUCCCGAUUCAAAAGGAUGUGACUCAACUGGUGUUGAUGAAUCGAACCCGAAGGAGAUGGAGACACCAAUCACAGCCCCCAGACCUCAAGAAACACCCAGUACACCACCAGAAUCACCCGACAAACCAGCGUUUGGAGAGACCUUCUUACCAUACGACCCCUCAACAGAGCCCAUCUUCCCUCCAGCGCUACGAAAGUACGAACCUCAACCAAUCUGCUAUGGCGACGACAGAAGACUCUGGUUCCGACCAACAAACCUCCAACAGCUGAUCGAUUUGAAGGGCGUAUAUCCAGAAGCCAAGAUCGUUGGUGGUGCAAGUGAAACUCAGAUCGAGGUUCGCUUCAAGAAGAGAGCUUAUCGUGUUUCCGUAUUUGCUGCAGACAUCUCUGAGCUGAACAGUUUCACCAUCGAUCCUCUGCAGAUGAAACAGGCUGAGCUUGAAUCCCUGAAGACUAUCAGUAUACCCGGAAACCUUUCCUUGACCAAAGUUGAGGAGAUGUGCACUAUCUUGUACGCCAAGCUAGGUCGAAGAGCUUCAGCACUAGAAGCCCUCCGAAAGCAACUUCGAUACUUUGCAGGUCGACAGAUCCGCAAUGUAGCCAGUCUAGCAGGGAGUCUCGCCACAGCAAGUCCCAUCUCUGACUCCGCACCCGUCCUGUUAGCAGCGGGCGCCAAAGUGAAGAUUCAUUCUCAAACCGGCGGGAUAACUGAGAUUCCGCUGUCCUCAUGGUUUCUGUCCUACAGAACUACUGCACUACCUGAAGACGGAGUCAUAACAGAGAUUGUGAUUCCGCUUCCAAGUGAAGAGAUCGAGAUUACCAAGGCGUAUAAGCAGGCGAAGAGGAAGGAUGAUGAUAUCGCUAUCGUCACUUCUGGGUUUAGGGUUAGAUUGGAUGGGAAUGGGGUUGUAGAGGAUGCUGCUUUUGCUAUCGGUGGUAUGGCGCCUACGACUGUAAUGGCUGAGAAAGCGCAGAAGGCUGUCGUAGGGAGGAAAUGGUCUGAUAUGAAGACCUUGGAUACGGGAAUUGAUGCUCUGUUAGAGCAGUUUCAGCUUCCAUUUGGUGUCCCUGGCGGCAUGGCGCACUACCGAAAAGUUCUUACUGUCUCCAUGUUCUUCCGCUUCUGGCACGAAGUCGUUCACGAUCUCGGUCUCGGUGAAGUCGACGCCGAUCUCAUUGAGGAGAUUCACCGCGGUAUCUCAUCCGGAAAUCGUGACAACUUCACUUCUUCGAUGUUGAACAGAGGUACCAAGGAAGUCGGCCGUCCCAUUCCUCACCUCUCUGCCGUCAAGCACUGUACCGGCGAGGCAGAAUACGUGGACGAUAUGCCACGCCAGCACAACGAACUCUUCGGAGCCCUGGUCAUGUCUAAAGCAGCUCACGCUGAGAUUCUCGGGGUCGAUUACUCAGCCGCCCUGGAGAUGCCAGGUGUAGUCGGAUACAUCGACAAGGACAGCAUCACCAAAGAGCAGAAUACAUGGGGCCCCGUCGUCCUUGAUGAACUCAUCUUUGCAGAUGGAAAGUCCAACUACUACGGCCAAGUCAUCGGUAUGAUUUACGCCGAGACAGCGCUUCAAGCUCGUGCUGCUGCCGAUGCCGUCACAGUAACAUACAAACGCCUCCCUCCUAUCUUCACAAUCGAUGAAGCCAUCAAAGCAAAGAGUUUCUUCAAACACGGCAAAGAACUUCGAAAGGGCGAUGCUCUUAGUGGUUCCCUUGACGGAGCGUUUAGUAAAUGCGCUCACGUCCUCGAGGGCACCACCCGCAUGGGCGGCCAAGAGCACUUCUACCUCGAAACCAACGCAGCCCUUGCAAUUCCUCACAUGGAAGACGGAUCAAUGGAAGUCUACAUCUCGACGCAGAAUCUCAUGGAGAACCAAGUCUUCACCGCUCAAGUCCUCGGCGUGCCUAUGAACAGAGUCAACAUGCGCGUGAGGAGAAUGGGUGGUGCUUAUGGAGGUAAAGAGUCGCGAACUACGGCCCUUUCAAUGUAUCUUGCUCUCGCGGCGCAGAAGACGGCAAGGCCUGUGAGGAUGAUGCUGAAUCGCGAUGAGGAUAUUGCUUUUAGUGGACAGCGACACCCGUUCCAGUCAAAGUGGAAGGUUGGUGUUGAUGAGAAGGGUAAGAUACAGGUCUUGGAUAUUGAUAUCUAUAAUAAUGCCGGUGCAUCGUUGGACAUGAGCGGCGCAGUCAUGUAA